AUGACUUCCUUCCGAUCUUCUGUAUGGGAUCCGUUGCUGCUCAUUAGUCAAAUGGUUUGUAUGCAGACAGUUUUCUACGCGACAGAAUGUAUUGUCCUUCUUGCGCUUAGCCUGAAUGGUUUUGUGCCAACUCUGGCACAUAUCUUCGCUUUACAGGUCCUUCGUACCAUGGUGGUUGUGCAGUUACUGGCAAGUUUAUCAUGUGGUUUCGCACUGACAGUUGUUGUACAACGAUCCAAACAGUGCUUGGAUUUCUCCUGUACUAUCCACGCAUUUCAUUUCCUCUUUGUUGUAAUUUACAACCACGCAUUACCUACCCAACCACUUUGGUGGGGAGUACAAAUAGCCAGCGUUGUGGUGUGCACGCUUCUUGGUGAAUUUCUCUGUAUGAGGGCCGAAUCACAGGACAUCAAACUUGGCCCUUCGUCCAAAUUUGAUUUGUAA
This is a messenger RNA of Angiostrongylus costaricensis, 444 nucleotides long. Lineage: Eukaryota; Metazoa; Nematoda; Chromadorea; Rhabditida; Metastrongylidae. The record is from the annotation of a GenBank genome assembly.